Messenger RNA from Gymnogyps californianus (California condor), 417 nucleotides. It is a transcript of the gene C6H10orf105, whose product is annotated as chromosome 6 C10orf105 homolog. The coding region runs from base 1 to 417 and encodes 138 amino acids. Lineage: Eukaryota; Metazoa; Chordata; Aves; Accipitriformes; Cathartidae. The transcript has a single exon. The record is from RefSeq and is a predicted model, not a curated record.
AUGAGCACAGAGGGUGCUGGCAACCAGACCUCUCCCACUCCCCCUCUCCUUGGGCUUCUGGUUUCAACCACCGAGCUGGUUCCACCCAGUACCGCAUCCCCUGAGAUAGCAGACCCGCUGCCUGUCAUCGUCACGCUCGUCUGCAUCUUCCUCCUCCUGGCGACCUUCCUCAUCUUUGUCACCCUCUGCAAGCCAACGGCGCUGGACCAGUCCCGCUCUGGGCCCCGCGAGUGCAUGCCCCAUCACCCGGCGGAUGCCAGCGAGCCCCAGCUGAGGCUCUGGAAGCGGCUGGGCUCCCUGCGCCGCUCCAUCAACACCUUCAGGAGGAGUCGGCCGGUGUCCCAGAGCCAGCUCGCCUGCCCCAGGAGCUCUCCCGCCAGCCAGGACUGGGACGUCAUGGAGUCCACCAAAAUGUGA